AUGCAGACACUCGCGUCUCGUCUCUCGCUUCUCUCGUCAAUUUGCCCGCUGUUCGUUCAUUAAAAUUAUCAUGGAAUUUGCUAACCAAUUUACAGCAAUUCAUUUUUUGAAUCAAAAUCGUUGAUUCAUUUGGAUUUGAGUCAUAAUAAGGUGAAAUAUGAGGGGCUUUAUGAUUUUUCUGUCUAUUAUUUUUUCAGAUCACCUCAUUUUCAUCGCACACUUUCAGCAAGUUAGGCGAUCUUCGAGUUCUCGAUUUAUCUUCAAAUCCCAUCAAAAUGCUUCCCUAUAAACCAUUCGCAAAAAACAAUCGACUGAAAUGGCUGAAAUUGAGCAAAUCUGAAAUUCAAACUCUAAAUCCUGAUCAUUUUUUCGGCCUGAGUUCCUUGAAAACCCUAACUCUCUCAAAAAUGCCGCUACACAAUAUUUCACCGUAUGCAUUUGUGCCUUUAAAAAAUCUACGAUAUUUGGAUAUGGAUUCAUGCAAUUUGACAAGAAUUCCUCAUUCUGUGAUUUACAAUUGCCAUCUAACAAAGUGAGUUAGCCUAAAUACAAAAUUUUUUAAUUGUAAACUUCAAAACUUGAAGAAAAAAUUAGCUUCCCAUGCCGGGAAUCGAACCCGGGCCGCGUGGGUGAAAACCACGAAUCCUAACCACUAGACCACAUGGGAGGACGAGAGCGCUAGCAGCAAAAUGUCGUUUUAUUUUUGAAGCAAAAUUUUGUGUGUGUAGAGAGAGAGCGGAGUGUCUGCAUCUCUCAUUUUCACACAUUCUCUGAGAGCAUGGGGUUGAGGGAAAAAUAAGAAAAUUUCAUUUGUUAGAACGACACUCCGCGCUUACGCUGGUUUAAAGGUGGAGUAUCGGGUGAAAAAUUCAAUUUUCAAGCUGAAAAAAUAUGGAGAAUUCGAAGAUUGAGCAUUUUAUAAUAAAAACGUAAACGCGGAGUAUUGUUUGAAAAAAUAAAAACUCGAAAACUUUUUCGAGCAAAAAAAAGUUAUGAAUCUAUAAAUCGAAAAUUGCCCGUAAAGGCGGAGUAUCGUUGUUUCUCUCAAAACAAAUCCAAAUCUUCCAGACUAAACCUGGCCAACAACAAAUUCCAUCGAAGUUCUUCUUUACCUCCCGAAGUUCUCGCCGGUCUUUCAAGUCUCUCGCAACUUCGAAUCGAAGGAAAUCCACUCAUCGAAUUUCCUCCCUCAUUCCUCCUAAUCUCCCACCAAAAUCAUCGUCUUCUCCGUUUCCUACUACACUCCACAAUGACGUUGCCUGUCUGGCGAAAUGAGCCAUGCACACCCUAUUAUUGGGCAAUGCAAAUGCAGAAUCAAACGGCAAGUUUGCGACAUUUUAUACUGCAAUAUAGCGAGGAAAAAAUGAUGAAAAUGGGGCUGGAAGUGUGUAAAGGACAAUUUGAAUGGAUGAAAGAACAAAUGGAUAUUUAUAAAGAACUUGAGAAAAAUAGUGGAUGUUAUACGAUGAGAAAAUUAAGAAGUUCAGCUAACUCAACAGCUCAAAAGCUUCCUUCUUCCAAUAAAAUCAAUCUAGAUUCAAAUAAAAAUGAAAGACUAUUUGAUCUACCUCACCCAUUUCUACAUGUAUUAAUCGCUUCGAUUUCAUCGAAUUUUUUGCUCAUUUUUAUUAUUGUUUCUUGCACAAUUAUUGGAUGUUUUUCACGAUAA
Caenorhabditis angaria is the source of this 1669-nucleotide messenger RNA. NCBI's taxonomy places the organism in Eukaryota, Metazoa, Nematoda, Chromadorea, Rhabditida, Rhabditidae. The record is from the annotation of a GenBank genome assembly.